Molecule: messenger RNA, 279 nt
Organism: Oppiella nova
Lineage: Eukaryota; Metazoa; Arthropoda; Arachnida; Sarcoptiformes; Oppiidae
Source: the annotation of a GenBank genome assembly
AUGUCUGUGUCUUACAUACGUUUGUCGGGAUUUUUUUGUAUUUCCUGUUUUGUGUUGGCCUUUACGGCCAGUAUUCUCACGGCGUUUGGUCUCUCCAGUCGCGACCCAAACAGAAAAUAUACUUUUUAUCGCUUCGCUCUUUAUAUCAACUUAGCGGCGCUACUGGCAGUGAUAGUGGCGCUGACAUUAUAUCCGGCCUUUUUCUAUAACGAGUUGCAUCACUCAGACUUAGUGCCAGCUAACCGGCCCAUCUGGUACUUCGGGUGGGCGUACGGCGUG